Messenger RNA from Haplochromis burtoni (Burton's mouthbrooder), 4888 nucleotides. RefSeq names its product bromodomain containing 4 (gene brd4). NCBI's taxonomy places the organism in Eukaryota, Metazoa, Chordata, Actinopteri, Cichliformes, Cichlidae. The record is from RefSeq and is a predicted model, not a curated record. Gene Ontology annotation, biological process: chromatin remodeling; positive regulation of transcription elongation by RNA polymerase II. Gene Ontology annotation, cellular component: chromatin; nucleus.
GGGAGGAGUGUGUGGGCUGAGGCUUGCUGAAUGAGGAAGCAGUUGAGCCAUUUUUUUUUUACUGUUGAGUAACUGCAUGCUGGUCUGCCUGUGUUAGAGAGGGUGAGAGCGGGACCUGGACGAAAAAGUGUUUCUUCUGGAUCUUAUCAGAGCUCAGUCCUCUCUUUCACCUUCCCCUCUCAGUUUCGUAUACAUCUUGAUUGCUGUUUGUGACUAUUUAAGUUGGGGAGGCCCUGGAGAGGACACACAAUGGAGCGAAGAGCCUCUGGCAACUGGGCUGUUGUACUGUUGAGAGGGGGAUGGUGUAGAGAGAGGACCGGUUCACACAGCUAACACAGCCUGCCGGCUGUAGGUUUCCAGCAGCCUGUCCUCCCGCCUGGACCUACUCUUUCCCGGCUGGGGCCUCUUUUUCCUGGAACAGCCACCCUCAAACUACACUUGGACUACACUACGGAUUACUCACCGUGUUCUGUGGGAUUUUAUAAUACAUACUGGAGCCUGAAGAAUAAAUCUAUUAUGUUUUUUGGAUUGAACAAAGGGAAAAACUAACUUCUCUGUAAUUCUUCCGUGCCCUGUUUUGGUUUUUGCUUUCUCUUUCUGUUUAGAGGAGUUCGUAAAUGGAUUACAAGAUGCAUGCCAAAUCAAACGAUUUACUGGAUUUCCAAAUACUGGAUACACUUCUGGAAAAAAUUGCGCAUUCAGUCUCUGUUAAAAGAGAGUCCAGUGAGGAGUGCAAUGGGAUCAGCAGUGCUCUGUCAGUGGAGUCUGUGCCGGGGCCAAGAUUAAACUGGUGUCCUGCCAACACCACUACCUCUACCCCUGCCCCUGCUUCAGCUCCAGGGCCCGAGCCCAGGUCCUGCCUUAUCAGAAUGGGUGACGGCCUGGACACAGCGCAGAUGUCGGGCAGCAGCAGCAGCCAGGGGCAGGUUCAGCAACAGUGUAACCCCCCACCCCCAGAAUACAUCAAUCCCAACAGGCCAAAGCGCCAGACCAAUCAGCUACAGUACCUGCUGAAAGUGGUUGUGAAAACCCUGUGGAAGCACCAGUUUGCCUGGCCUUUUCAUGCACCAGUGGAUGCAUUGAAACUCAACCUGCCUGACUACUACACAAUAAUCAAAACCCCUAUGGACAUGGGAACAAUCAAGAAAAGGCUUGAGAACAGUUACUACUGGAAUGCCCAAGAAUGUAUCCAAGACUUCAACACGAUGUUUACCAAUUGCUACAUAUACAACAAGCCUGGCGAUGAUAUAGUGUUAAUGGCUGAGGCUCUAGAGAAGGUUUUCCUCCAGAAAGUCUCAGAAAUGCCACAGGAAGAAACUGAGAUUGUUGUCAUGACAGGAAAGGGACGUGGCCGAGGCCGGAGAGAGGGAGGUCUAAACUUGAAACCCGGGGCCAUUAUGGAUCCUUUGUCAACAACUCCUCAAACACGUGGCCUAUCAGCCCUCCCAACAGGGCUCCAAACUCGAGGACCAGUGCAGGGUCCGCCUUCACUACCUCCCCAGCCUUUGAUGCAGGCCCUGGCAGGCCAUGUGCCCCCAGCGUUAUCCAGCCAUGCACCACAGCUCGGAGCGCCAUUCUCCCUGGGUCAGUCAGACUGCCCACCUCAAGUUCCUGUAAUGACUUCUGUGCCUCCCCCUUCCCAGACUUCUCUUCCCCCAGCAACAAUCCAGAGCACUGCCCCCAUGCUGCAGACCUCCAUGACCAUGACCAAACCAAGAAAGAGCCAAAAAAGGAAAGCAGACACUACAACGCCUACUGCAAAUGACCAGCUGAGUGAGUCAUCGCCAGCAGAAUCUAAGUCUGGGAAGACACUACCCAGGCGAGAGAGCGCACGGCCUACGAAGAUUAAAAAGGACGCUCCAGACUCUCAGCAUCACAUAGGCUUGGGGAUGGGACUAAGCGGACCGAGUGGAGGUCAUAGCCCCAAACCACAGGACCAGCUGGGGUAUUGCGCCAGUCUGGUUAGAGAGAUGCUGUCCAAGAAACAUGCUGCUUAUGCCUGGCCAUUCUACAAACCAGUUGAUGUGGAUGCACUGGGACUACAUGAUUAUCAUGAUAUCAUCAAACAUCCAAUGGACCUCAGCACCAUUAAGGCCAAGCUGGAGAACAGGCAAUACCGGGAUCCCCAGGAGUUUGCUGCUGAUGUGCGAUUAAUGUUUUCCAACUGCUACAAAUAUAAUCCUCCAGACCAUGAGGUGGUAGCCAUGGCUCGCAAACUACAGGAUGUUUUUGAAAUGCGCUUUGCCAAGAUGCCAGAUGAACCAGAGAGCAAGCCUUUAGUUUCUGCCCCAGCUCCUGCACUUCAUCACCCUGCCCCUGUUAAGCCUCAGCCUCCUCUGGCCCACGUCGCCUCAUCUUCGGACAGCUCCAGUGACUCAUCCUCUGAGUCUGAGUCUUCCACUGAUGACUCUGAAGAGGAAAGAGCCCAGAGGUUGGCAGAGUUACAGGAACAGUUGAAGGCUGUCCACGAGCAGCUGGCUGCCCUCUCCCAACCACAAGCCAGCAAACCAAAGAGAAAAGAAAAGGAAAAGAAAGAGAAGAAAAAGGAUAAGCAUAAAAGGAAAGGAAGCAUGCCUGUCGAUGAGAUCCAGGAUGCUACACCUCUUUCGCAGCCGUCUAAGAAGAUUAAGACCAGUAACAAUAACAACAAAGAGAUUGUUCCCAAGAAGAAACCCAGCAAAAAGGAGACGAUGAAACCUGCCAGCUUGCAGCCUGUUCCUAGUCUGGAAGAUGACCUGGGAGCCACUGGGUCAUCAGUUACAGGGGAAAAGUGCAAACCUAUGACCUAUGAGGAGAAGAGGCAGCUAAGCCUGGACAUCAACAAGCUUCCUGGUGACAAGCUUGGCCGUGUAGUACACAUUAUCCAGUCCAGAGAGCCCUCACUCAAAAAUUCAAACCCUGAUGAGAUUGAGAUUGACUUUGAGACACUAAAGCCUUCCACUCUGCGUGAACUAGAGAGAUAUGUGUCUUCCUGCCUCCGCAAGAAGAAAAGGGUUUCAGUUGAUAAGACUAUGGAGCCCAUGGCUACCUCUAAAAAGACCGGAUCUUCUUCAGACAGCAGUGGCUCCAGCUCAGACAGUGAAGUGGAGGUGCCAGGAACGAUAAAACAGCCGAAAAAGAAGAACCAUGCUGUAAAGGAGGGGAAGGGGAAGACACAUUCUCAUAUUCAGACUCUACCCGCUCAGGCUACACAUCAGUCUCAAGCUGCAGGCCUUCAGUCCAGCAGUCAGAUGAAGCAACAGCAGCACCAUCACCACCACCAGCCAUCUCCUGCAGGCUUCAUGGCGCCCCCUGUUGCUCCUCUCGAGUCUUCUCAGUUACUGGAGACGAGCUUUGACUCCCUCCCACCUUUUGGUCAGCCCAUCAUGCACAUGUCCCACCACACAGGCAACGCGUCCUCGUCACCUGCACCUUCUCACCUCAACACUCAUUCUGCUGGGCCAGUGUCCCCUGAGACACAUCCUUUCCUCAACCAGCAUUCCGUCCUCCCAUCUCCAGCCUUACACAGUUCCAUGCCUCAGCAGCCUUCUCGGCCCAGUCACAAGGCAGCCCCUCUUCAUCCCAAACCCCCUCAGCAACCAGCGCCACCUCAGCAGCCGCAGCAACAGCAGCAGCCACCUCUGCAGCAACAGCCACCUCUGCAGCAGCUCCAGCUCCAGCCUCAGCCUCUGCCUCAGCCCCAGCCAACAGCACCACCACCACCACCGCCACAACAGCACCAACUCCCCUCACAGAUUCUUCACUCUACUCAGCCUCUGCACCAGCGGCCUAUAUCCCCCCCAACACUCACACCCCAAGGCUUGUUGUCUUCUCAGCCACCCCAGAUGCUGCUGGAGGAUGAUGAAGAGCCAGUGUCUACAACGCCAAUUAACCAGUUAUUCCUACCGCAGUUUCAGCAACCGCGUCAGACCCAGCAGGCUCGUCAGCAGCAGCAACAACCAGUACAGACUUCACUCCUGCAGUCUGUUCAGACACAAUCUCAGCUUUCGUCUCAGACUACCUUGGCUCCUGCCCAGCACCCUGUUCAGUCCCAGGCUCAGUCAGCCCCGUCACAUCAGACGCUGUCCCAACAGAUGCCCUUACACCAGGCCCGCCACAUGCAACAUACUCAGCAGCAACAACAGCAACCACAACAGCAGCAAGUGAACUACCAACAUUGUCCCAUACUCCCUCCUCAGUCCCAGGGAACACAACACAAAGCGUCCAUGCCCACCAAUAAAACACAACAGAUUAUCCAGCAGCAGCAAGAGCAGCCCUCCCCUCGCCCGACCAAGCCUGACCCUUAUAACACAGGUCAUAUGAGAGACAACCCAUCCCCUCUCAUGAUGAAUUCUCCCCAACUUCCCCAGUAUCCACCUGUGUCGCACCAGUCUCCGCCUCACAACAUGCAGCCUAAAAAGCAAAGGGCCCCUGGGACCCAAGGUGUGUUAAAAGAGGAGAAACUUCCUCCAUCACCAGUGAUGAGAGGGGAGCCAUUUAAUCCUGCAAUGAGACCAGAUCAUCAUAAACAUCCUGAGAGCAAGCCUUGUCAACCAAGCCACAGCCAACAGAAUGUGAAGUCCAUGGAAGGCUCGCGACCUGUCAUCCGCUCCGCUGAGCCCAGUGGGCCACCCACCUCUUUGCAAGAUAAGGAGAAGUUCAAGCAGGAGUCCAAGGCUCCUUCUGCCCCCAAAAAGGUACAGGAUGUGAAACUGAAGAAUAUGGGCUCGUGGGCCAGUUUGGCACAAAAAUCCACGUCUACGCCCUUAUCGGCAGUGAAAUCCUCGAGUGACAGUUUUGAACAAUUCCGUCGUGCUGCUCGGGAGAAAGAGGAGAGGGAGAAGGCCCUGAAGGCCCAAGCUGAGCAGGCAGAAAAAGACAGGCUACGCAGAGAGCAAGACAAACUACG